Seriola dumerili (greater amberjack) is the source of this 2202-nucleotide messenger RNA. RefSeq names its product reticulon-4 receptor-like 2 (gene rtn4rl2a). Gene Ontology annotation, molecular function: protein binding. The record is from RefSeq and is a predicted model, not a curated record. Bases 130 to 1509 code for a protein of 459 amino acids. Gene Ontology annotation, cellular component: plasma membrane. NCBI's taxonomy places the organism in Eukaryota, Metazoa, Chordata, Actinopteri, Carangiformes, Carangidae. The transcript has 4 exons.
UAUAUGGGGCACUGGUUGCCAUCAACCGGCACACUCUCAGUCGCUCCGACUCGGGAACCAGGGCAUCAGCGGAGAUAGCAGGCUUUACUUCAACCUAUUAGGCUAACUCGCUUUGGGCUUUGGUUCAGGAUGGAAACCUCUUCGAUUUCUCGGAGCCGACGAUGCUCCAUCAUGCGCAACUGCAAAAGCGGUCUCUCCCUCUGGCUGGUGGUGUGGCUGGUCCUCGGCAAGCCAAGUCCGGCAUCGGCGUGCCCGCACCUGUGUGUGUGCUACCCGACGCCCAUGACUGUGAGCUGCCAGGCGCAGAACUUCACCGCCGUCCCGGUCGGAGUGCCCUACGAAUCGCAGCGCGUGUUCCUCCAGAACAACCGGAUCACGGAGCUUAGAGUUGGCUCUUUUGGCUUCGGAACUCAGGUUCUGUGGCUGUUCUCCAACAACAUCACAUGGAUUGAGGCAGGGGCCUUCAGUGAGCUGAGGGACUUGGAGGAGUUGGACCUGGGGGACAACCCUAACCUCCACAGGCUGGAGGGGGGAGCCUUCCGCGGCCUAGAGAAACUCCAGAGCCUCCACAUGCACCGCUGCCGGCUCACUGCCCUGCCCCAUGACAUCUUCCACAAGCUUUACAGCCUGCAGUUCCUCUAUCUGCAGGAGAAUAAUCUGCACUUCCUGCAGGAUGACAUCUUUUCUGACCUCAUCAACCUGAGCCAGCUUUUCCUGCAUGGCAACCGUAUCCGCACCCUCUCAGAGAACGUGUUCCGUGGCCUGGUCAACCUUGACCGCCUUCUCCUCCAUGACAACCGCAUCAGGCAGGUGAACCGCCGCGCCUUCCGUGACCUCGGCCGCCUGACCAUGCUCUUCCUCUUCAACAACUCCCUGGCUGAGCUGCCUAGCCAGACCCUGAGGGACACCCAGGGCAUCGAGUUUCUCCGCCUCAAUGCCAACCCAUGGUCCUGUGGCUGUGAGUCCCGCGCCCUGUGGGAGUGGUUCCGUGAGGCCCGUGUCUCUUCAUCCGAGGUGAUCUGCGCUUCCCCUUCCACCCGCCGCGGCCAGGACCUUCGCUUCCUUCGUGAGAUGGACUUCGCUCUCUGCCCCCUGCCCGACCCCGGCUCCAUCGCUGGCUCCACCACCACCACCUUCAGCACCAAGACCCGCUGGUGGUUCCACAAGAACAAGCCCCAGUCGUCCACAAAAGGCAUCUUUGAGAAGGCCUCCGAGACCGUCAAGGCCGGUUUGUACGGGAAAGGCCCAUCCACGACCACCUCAGUAGUCAAGUACGAGCUAGGGGAGGAAGAGCUGGCGCUGCCCAAACUUGACCCAGAAGAGUACUGGGCAAACUACGGCAACGAGGACUCAGGUGUCACUCUGCGUUGCUUUGAGCUCGAAUGUCCACCUGAGUUCGACCUGCCUCCAUCUUCCUCCUCUCCCUCAUCCUGCUCGCCCUCUCUCUUCUCACUACUAGCCCUUUCUGUUUUCACCCUCUGCCUCAACCUCCACCUAUUAUUCGGCUGAAUCGGACUCUUAGUACCACUCCCCAUGUCCUUUCUGGCCUGUUUUAAAGGCUGUGAGGACCCCUGUUAGACUCUCUACACCCCCUUUGCCUGUGUUGCUGUAAGCCUAUUCUCAAGGCACAGCCAGGGAGAUAGGGGGACGGUUAGAUUCUGAAUCUACCACCUACAGGGCUUAACACUUUUCAGGGCUGCUAAGAGUUCUUCAGCUAUUCAUAUAUAUCUACAAUACUCUACAGGUAUGGCUUUCUGUGUCUCACCUGUACGAUGUCACAAUUCCCUGUAAUCAGGGCUAUGAGGGCUGAGUACAUCUCUAGUGUCAACACGAUUUGAUAGCAGUUGUGAAUGAUGUUGUCAAUUUUGUCACCUCAGCUUAGUUAACUAACUAGUGCUAUUAGUGCAUCCAAUUAACUGGCUGCUACAAUUACUACGAUUACUGUUAGAAUCAGUGCACAGUAAUGACAAUACUGUAACCACUUAAAGUGUCAUGUAAAUAGUUAUAUAUUCUGUGAGUGUUCGAACUGAUAUCUGUGGUCCAGCACCAUCACUUUCAUCUUUAUCCAGGAAAACUGUGAAGGCUAGUGCUUCUACAGGACAGAGCACAAUGCACAGUGAGGCUGAGUGUUUACCAGGAGAGAGAGAGAAGAGAAGAAAAUAUACUGUGAAGCUGGGAGGGAGAGAAGAGAGAGAAAGAGAG